AUGCCAAUCCAUCGCAUUUGGCUGUCCAUUGUCCCUGAUCCAUCGCAUUUACACACCACUACACUUCUCUUACACCUGCCCGCUAUCAUGACCCGCUCCCACAAGGCCAACGACCGUGACCACAAGGGCCUCGCCGACGGCACCGCUCUGCCCGUCGAGCAUCUGCCUCGUUACUUUGCCAAGAGUGGCUAUGCCGACGUCGAUCCCAAAAAGAUCAAGAAGGACGGUGCUGGCAAAGGCAACUGGGGUACCUUGCAUGAGGACAUCGCCGACGAGGACUUUACUUUUACCAAUGCCCGUCGUCGCUCCAACAGCAGCACCGUCUCCCACCAUGCCAAGGACUUUAGGACCAAGUUCGAGGUCAUUGACCCUGAGCCAGUCUUUGAAGAAUCUGUCCACGGGCCCCUCGAGGAGGAGACCGGCGAGGAUCUUUCCAAGACGGAUUCGUCGGAGAGCGGCCACUCGGCCUAG
This is a messenger RNA of Akanthomyces muscarius, 471 nucleotides long. RefSeq lists its product as uncharacterized. The coding region runs from base 1 to 471 and encodes 156 amino acids. The record is from RefSeq and is a predicted model, not a curated record. NCBI's taxonomy places the organism in Eukaryota, Fungi, Ascomycota, Sordariomycetes, Hypocreales, Cordycipitaceae. The transcript is spliced from 4 exons.